CGGCCCUUUUAAGGCGGAGGGAGACGGGGGCCGGGCCGGGCUCAGCCCCUAUAUAGGGCGGGCGGAGGCGGCCCCGUUUUCUCUCUCUCCCGGCCGCGCCGCAGUCCCCGCACCAGGGACCGAGCCCGCUCCUGCCCGAUCUCCCGCUACCCGUCACGAUGCCUGAAGGAGUGCAGCAUGGGGAGGAGGAAGUGGAGACCUUCGCCUUCCAGGCAGAGAUCGCCCAGCUCAUGUCCCUGAUCAUCAACACCUUCUACUCCAACAAGGAGAUCUUCCUGCGGGAGAUCAUCUCCAACGCCUCUGAUGCCCUGGACAAGAUCCGUUAUGAGAGCCUGACAGAUCCCUCAAAGCUGGACAGUGGCAAGGAGCUAAAAAUUGACAUCAUCCCAAACCCCCGGGACCGCACCCUAACCUUGGUGGACACAGGUAUCGGCAUGACAAAGGCUGACCUCAUCAACAACCUGGGCACCAUUGCCAAAUCUGGUACUAAAGCCUUCAUGGAAGCCCUGCAGGCUGGCGCUGAUAUCUCUAUGAUUGGGCAGUUUGGUGUGGGCUUCUACUCCGCCUACCUGGUGGCCGAAAAGGUUGUAGUCAUUUCCAAACACAAUGACGACGAGCAGUAUGCCUGGGAGUCAUCGGCAGGGGGCUCCUUCACUGUCAAAUCCGAUCAUGGCGAGCCCAUCGGGCGUGGCACCAAGGUGAUCCUGUACUUGAAGGAGGAUCAGACAGAGUACCUUGAGGAGCGGCGGGUCAAGGAGGUGGUGAAGAAGCACUCCCAGUUCAUCGGCUACCCCAUCACCCUUUAUCUAGAGAAGGAGCGGGAAAAGGAAAUCAGUGACGAUGAGGCAGAGGAAGAGAAGGGGGAGAAGGAGGAUGAGGACACAGCCCCCAAGGAUGAGGAGAAGCCCAAGAUUGAGGACGUGGGCUCAGAUGAGGAGGAAGAGGAGGGUGGUAAGGGCAAGAAGAAGAAGACCAAGAAGAUCAAGGAGAAAUACAUCGACCAGGAGGAGCUGAACAAGACCAAGCCCAUCUGGACCCGCAAUCCUGAUGACAUCACCCAGGAGGAAUACGGAGAGUUCUACAAGAGCCUCACCAACGACUGGGAGGACCACCUGGCUGUCAAGCACUUCUCUGUGGAGGGACAGCUGGAGUUCCGAGCUCUGCUCUUCAUCCCACGUCGCGCCCCCUUUGACCUCUUUGAGAACAAGAAGAAGAAGAACAACAUCAAGCUGUAUGUGAGGCGUGUCUUCAUUAUGGACAGCUGUGACGAGCUCAUCCCAGAGUACCUGAAUUUCAUCCGGGGUGUGGUGGACUCUGAGGACCUGCCUUUGAACAUCUCCCGGGAGAUGCUGCAGCAGAGCAAGAUCCUCAAAGUGAUCCGCAAGAACAUCGUCAAGAAGUGCCUAGAGCUCUUCUCAGAGCUGACCGAGGACAAGGAGAGCUACAAGAAAUUCUAUGAGGCCUUCUCCAAGAACCUCAAGCUUGGGAUCCAUGAGGACUCAACCAACCGGAAGCGCCUGUCGGAGCUGCUGCGCUACCACACGUCGCAGUCGGGUGACGAGGUGGCCUCGCUCUCUGAGUAUGUGUCCCGCAUGAAGGAGACUCAGAAAAGCAUCUACUACAUCACAGGUGAGAGCAAGGAGCAAGUGGCUAACUCCGCCUUUGUGGAGCGUGUGCGGAAGCGCGGCUUCGAGGUUGUGUACAUGACGGAGCCCAUCGAUGAGUACUGCGUGCAGCAACUCAAGGAGUUUGAUGGCAAGAGCCUGGUGUCAGUCACCAAGGAGGGGCUGGAGCUGCCCGAGGAUGAGGACGAGAAGAAGAAGAUGGAGGAAAGCAAGGCGAAGUUUGAGAACCUCUGCAAGCUCAUGAAAGAAAUCCUGGAUAAGAAGGUUGAGAAGGUCACCAUCUCAAAUCGGUUGGUCUCAUCACCGUGCUGCAUUGUCACCAGCACCUAUGGCUGGACGGCCAACAUGGAGCGUAUCAUGAAGGCCCAAGCGCUGCGGGACAACUCCACCAUGGGAUACAUGAUGGCCAAGAAGCACCUGGAGAUCAACCCCGACCACCCCAUCGUGGAGACCCUGCGCCAGAAGGCCGAGGCUGAUAAGAACGAUAAGGCUGUCAAGGACCUGGUGGUACUGCUCUUUGAGACAGCCCUGCUCUCCUCUGGCUUCUCCCUGGAAGAUCCCCAGACCCACUCCAACCGCAUCUACAGGAUGAUCAAGCUCGGGUUGGGUAUCGAUGAGGAUGAGGUGAUUGCAGAAGAGCCCAGUGUUGCGGUCCCUGAUGAGAUCCCCCCACUAGAGGGGGAGGAAGAUGCAUCCCGCAUGGAGGAGGUGGACUAAAGGGGGCCAUUCCCCCUCCCAUCUUAGCUCCCUGCAUCAUCUCUGCUUGGAAGGGGCAGGGCCUGGCCUCUGCAACUGCUACUGACUCCUCGCUCCCCUAGUGUUGUGUUUUUCCCCACUUGUUUCCCACUGUCAGUAGUGGGUGGGGUUGCAGGGUCCUAGCCCUGUCUGGUCCAUCUGUCUUUCUGCUUGUGUUGAACCAGCUGCUUGGGGGGGUGGGUUGUGCUGAUGGGUUCUGAUUUUCCCCCAUGGGGGGUCUUGUGCUGCUCCUGGGCACUAAGCACCCACCCUGCCCCAGCUGGGGUGAGCACUGAGCUUGAGCGUCCCUGCCCCCUCCCCCCAAGCACAGCAGGGAGCCCAAUCCCCACCCCCUGGUUGCUGCCUGCAUCCUAGGGUAGGAUGUUGUAUUUUGUCGGCCGUUUGGUUUUUUGUUCUACUGAAAUUUAAUUAAAGUAUCAAAUAGAGAAUGCGGUUUACACA
Chrysemys picta bellii (western painted turtle) is the source of this 2822-nucleotide messenger RNA. RefSeq names its product heat shock protein 90 alpha family class B member 1 (gene HSP90AB1). Gene Ontology annotation, cellular component: plasma membrane; protein-containing complex; perinuclear region of cytoplasm. Gene Ontology annotation, biological process: protein stabilization; cellular response to heat; protein folding. Lineage: Eukaryota; Metazoa; Chordata; Testudines; Emydidae. The record is from RefSeq and is a predicted model, not a curated record. Gene Ontology annotation, molecular function: ATP-dependent protein folding chaperone; ATP binding; ATP hydrolysis activity.